Megalopta genalis is the source of this 2876-nucleotide messenger RNA. The record is from RefSeq and is a predicted model, not a curated record. Lineage: Eukaryota; Metazoa; Arthropoda; Insecta; Hymenoptera; Halictidae.
AUUCGAUGCGCUUACAGUUCGACCGUCGACUCGCAGGAGGCACGUGAUCAUGGGUUCCUCAUUUUAGACUCGACGGUCGACAUCGACGUUGAAUAUUCCUUCGUUUCGUACAGUUUCGUAGUCCUGCCGUCGGCUGCCGCCGGGUCGAAGCGGAACGUCGAGCGUAUCCGCCCGAUUCCAGUCGUUUCGGUCGUCGCUACGAUGAGACUCCUCUCUCUCGAGAUUCGAGAAUAGUUCGUCCGACGGAGGGGAGGACGAUCGAAGUGGAUCGAUGGCGAUCGAUAUUUUGGACGAGGACCACUUCGCGGUGAGCGCGAUCGUCACCGUCGGUAUGCAAAUUAUUUUCUUUACGAUCGCGACGACCUUCCAGCUGGACAAACUGACGGAUUUCGCCGGCGGCACCAACUUCAUCAUCCUCGCCCUUCUCACGUUUUUUCUCGGCCAAGUGGGCAAGACCUACGACAGCCGACAACUCAUGGUCACCGUGUUCGUUUGUUUAUGGGGUCUCCGUUUGUCCUGUUAUCUGCUUUACCGUAUCAUCAAGAUUGGUCGCGACAAAAGAUUCGAAGAUCGUCGCAGCAACGUGAUUCGUUUCGCGGUAUUUUGGACGUUCCAGGCGGUAUGGGUGUACAUCGUCAGUUUACCCGUGAUCGUGAUGAAUUCGCCGCGGCACAAGAUUCCCCCGGCUCCGAAAACGAUGACAUCUUUGGACAGCGCGGGCACGGGCUUGUUCGUCACCGGUUUAUUGGUCGAAACUUACGCGGACUUGCAAAAGUUCUCCUUCAAGCAGGAUCCGGUGAACAAUGGGAAAUGGUGCAACGACGGUCUUUGGCGGAUGUCCAGACAUCCGAAUUACUUCGGAGAGAUAAUGGUUUGGUGGGGCAUCUUCGUGAUAUCGUUGAACGUGAUCGAAGGCGCGGAAUGGGUGGCGAUAGCUUCUCCGAUCUUCACCACGUUCAUUAUUCUAUUCCUGUCCGGGAUGCCUCUGCUGGAAAGGGCUUCGGACGAGAGAUAUCGCGACAACGCCGAGUACCGUUACUACAAGCAGUCGACGUCGCCGCUGAUACCGAUACCACCGUCGAUCUACGUCGAAGUGCCACAAUUUCUGAAAUUUCUUUUCUGCUGCGAAUUCCCGCUGUACGAUUCGUUGGACGUGAAACCACGCGCGGCCGUGACCGAGUCGACCUCGAUAAGCCUCGCCGCGUCCACGUAGCUAUAGCCACACGUCGGACAUCGAAAUUCCGAGUCCGGCGUGCAUUCGAGUACCACGGCUACGGCCAGUACAGCCUUCUGAAACUUUGUGUUUUUUCUUGUCGUCUCUUCUCUUCCCUUCCCUUCCCUUCCUUUCCCUUCCCUUCCCUUCCCUUCUCUCCUCUUCUCUUCUCUUCUCUUCUCUUCUCUUCUCUUCUCUUCUCUUCUCUUCCCUCGCUAUGAGGAAAUGUCGAAUCGUUCGCUCGAUCCUCUCGUUGUUAUUGAUUAAGACUCGAACGUUUAGCGUUCUUUCCGACCGCGCGGGCUGCGAGUUACUCGAUUCUACGAAACGAGCGUCGAAUCGACCGCGAAGAUGGUCAAAGGUCGAGUUCCGAUUCGAAAACCUAGUCGAAAACCUAGUCGAAAACCUAGCCAAAAGAUUCGAUCGUACCUACGAACGCGUUUAGGAAGCGUACGAAAAGCGUAUCGAAAAUCGGAAAGAUUGCUACGGAAAGUUGAAUCGUAAUUACACUACCUCGAGUACGAUGCUCUCGAACCGGAAGCGAGUUCAUCGUAGUAUUUAGACGAAUAGUCGAUACAAAUUGCCCAAGUAUAUGUGUACAUACGCGAUAUUUUUAGAAACUACCGAAACUCUAUAGUUUGCGCUACAGUUUUAAGGAGAAAAUUCGAUAUAUUUUUUUUCUAUCCUUAAAUUAUACAUAUUUUUAUGGGUAGGAUAUAAAAUUCGGUUCGAACGAAAGUAAAGCGUAUACAGAGAACGCUCUCGCGAUCGGCGAUUCGUUGGUUUAACGAUUGAAAAUAUUUUCUGACCGGUAGGGACCAUGUAACUUAGAGUCGGAGGCGGUCCUAGGUACGAGACGCUGCAACACUUUUAUACGUGUACCCACAGAUCCGGCUUUCGAUCCGAUUUCGAAGACCUGCCAGCAAAUUUCGAGACUAUUUUCAGGAGAAAAUGUUAAGGUUGUUUGUACUUUCACGCGCGCGCGCGCUCGCUCGCUCGCUCGCUCGCGUAGAUUCUACAAAUCUACAUACAACCGGAGCUGGAAUCGAUAUUUUUCAGAAAUAUGGCACACCAGCCACGCGCGUGGCCCGUCGAAAUCGAAACGAUCCAAUAAUGGUCGAACGUCUCUCGGUGUAUCUGUACGCAUAGUUUAUCGUUUACGCAGCGUAUCCGCGUACGUGUACGGGCACAUGCGCAUGCACGUAUAUACGCACACAUGUAUACGCGUAUACGCUAGUUUGUAUCGAGUCCGCUCUCCUCGCGGCUCUCGUGUCUCCACACGCAUUUGGUAUUUGUAGCAACACCGAACAAGCAUUAAAUUAUAGCAAUGUAAAACAUAUCCCGGUUCGAAGUAGAUCGUCGUCGAAACGAUUUCAGUACUAAUCUACGAGUUGACAAAUAUUAACGGCUGUACUCUUCCGAGUUAAACGCAACAAGAGAGAGUUCUUAAUUUUGUAUCCGAUCAAAAAGGAUCUCGAUCUACUCGAUCUACUCCACGAUUACCGAGUUCAAAGUUUUCGAAAGGGUACAGUUCUAAUUAAAAAGUACGCCAAAUUAGAGAAGUAAAUUGUUGUAUCGCGAACACGAUUCGUUCGCUGGUCCUUUCGAACGAUCGUUGUUACGCGAAUAUUCAGAUUUUAGAUAAUAAACGACAAUUUGUCCA